Molecule: messenger RNA, 937 nt
Organism: Alexandromys fortis (reed vole)
Lineage: Eukaryota; Metazoa; Chordata; Mammalia; Rodentia; Cricetidae
Exons: 3
Coding region: 1-717 (238 amino acids)
Cellular component (GO): membrane
Source: RefSeq, a predicted model, not a curated record
AUGCCGGACAACGCGGAUAGCAAGAGCCUCAAACGCCGGGAGACACUCAAAGCCAUCCACGUGGCCUUGAACUGCUGUGGCCUAGCAGGAGGCGAGGAACAGUUUAUCUCGGACAUCUGCCCCCAAAAGCAAGUUAUUGAAACCUUCCAGGUUAAGUCCUGCCCAGAAGCCAUCAGUGAUGUCUUCAACAGCAAGUUAUACAUCAAUGAAGCAGUGAUCAUUGGCACGGCCAUAAUGAUGAUCUUCGGUGCAAUUUUCAGCGAGGUCCUGUGCUGCCUCAUCCAGGAGCCAAGAAAUGAUCCAGAGACGGCCCGACCCAGUGCGGGAGCAUCGAGCCUGGAUGGGCCCCAGCGGGAGACACUCAAAGCCAUCCACGUGGCCUUGAACUGCUGUGGCCUAGCAGGAGGCGAGGAACAGUUUAUCUCGGACAUCUGCCCCCAAAAGCAAGUUCUUGAAACCUUCCAGGUUAAGUCCUGCCCAGAAGCCAUCAGUGAUGUCUUCAACAGCAAGUUUUACAUCACUGUAGCAGUGAUCAUUGGCACGGCCAUAAUGAUGAUCUUCGGUGCAAUUUUCAGCGAGGUCCUGUGCUGCGUCAUCCAGGAGCCGAGAAAUGAUCCAGAGUCGGCCCGACCCAGAGGGGGAGCAUCGGUCCGACCCACAGCGGGAACAUGGGCCCGACCCAGAGCGGGAGCUCCGAGGACUAAUGGGGCUGUUUGAAUUUUUUAAAUACUAAUAUUAGUAUUUAAAAGACCUGGAUAAAUCCAGACCCCCCGCCCAGCAGGAAAAAAUUGAGCAUAAAAUCUAAGCAGGGAGAGAAGAAUGAGAAAUCUGUGACUAGCCCGUUUACUAACUCUGUUUCAGGAACUAGCUGAAGAUAAACUUAGAUUGUAAUCUUGAGAAUAGUCUUGAGAAACAGGGAGUUGCCCCCUUGUGAUCA